GUGUGGUGCGGCCCAGCCUUCGGUGGCAUGACCAGCAUUCUGAAGAACCAGGCCAACCCCACCUGGCCCGGUGAAUUCAACUUCCUAGACAUCAUCCACAAGUCUGUCCUGAAGCUGGAGGUGUGGGAUCAGGACGCCGGACCAGACAACCGCCUCGGAACCUGCACCACCACUGUCUACCCAGGAACACACACUGAGACCUGCCACCUGAAGAAAGGCACCGUCUACUACACAUACAGCUACAAGAAGGAACAGGAGCAAUAGAAUGAUGAUUCGAUUGUAACCUAUGACCUUUGUGACRUCGUGUCUGAUUGGUUCUCUCAUCAUGUCACCCAUAUAUUCUCUUCCUUAUAGCAUCAAUAAAUAAACUUGUUCUCAGUCUGGCUUUA
Messenger RNA from Salvelinus sp. IW2-2015, 389 nucleotides. RefSeq names its product perforin-1. Gene Ontology annotation, molecular function: wide pore channel activity. Gene Ontology annotation, biological process: immunological synapse formation; T cell mediated cytotoxicity; defense response to virus. The record is from RefSeq and is a predicted model, not a curated record. Gene Ontology annotation, cellular component: membrane. NCBI's taxonomy places the organism in Eukaryota, Metazoa, Chordata, Actinopteri, Salmoniformes, Salmonidae.